Cladocopium goreaui is the source of this 4354-nucleotide messenger RNA. Lineage: Eukaryota; Dinophyceae; Suessiales; Symbiodiniaceae. The record is from the annotation of a GenBank genome assembly.
ACAGCAGCCUCAUGGAAGAUGAUAUCGUGCAUGAUGAGGACCCGCCCGUGACCGCGCCCAAACGACGCUGCUGCAGCAAAGCUCCUGCAGGGGCGGAGGCGACUCCCGAUGAGAUCUUUCAGGUGAUCAACAGCAUCGACUGGUCGCAGAAGAAGCCGCUGGUGACCCGCGAGGUGACCGUCGGAGACUACACCUGGGACCGCAGCAGCAUUCUGCUCUCGGUGGGGCCACCGGGGCCACAGCAGAUCCGGCUGCGGGGUGGACGGAAUCGCGAUCUCAUGAAGAAAGCCUUGCAGGAAUGUCUCGAUUCUGAGCGUUCUGUAUGGCUUGGCUUCAAGAAAUUUCGCGUUGGGAUGCCUUGGUGUUUGGUGCUUCGCUGUCCCUGCCUGGUGUUGUCCAUGACCCUUCUGGCGGUCUUCGGCUUGAUCGGCCUGGGCGUCACCAGCGCGCCCAUCGUGUUGAAUACCGACUUUGACUCCUUCAUGGACUCAGACAGCGCUGCAUCGUUGAAUUUCAAUUCCAUCGUGCAGGCGAUCAACGACGCCCGCGCCGCUGCAGCGGGGCGACGUCUCAUGGAAGUGGAGCAGCCCGAAGGAGACCUUCAUAGUCUUGAAGAGUUGGGAUUGGUCUUGGAGGACGGCACCCCAGCUGGUCGGAGGUUGCAGUCAGGUCUGAAACUGUAUCGAACCUUUAGCUUUCAGCUCACCUACGCACGAGAAGAUGGAGGUAAUUUGAUGAGCGAGGCUACUCUUCGAUACAUGAGGAAUAUCGAGGUUUUGGUGAAGUCCUUCAGCGACUACCAGGCCUUAUGUGCCGAGGCAGAAGCGAGAUAUAAAAAUCAUUGCGACCCUGGCAUUUCUCUCCUGAAUAUGGUCUUCCCUUUCCAAGCACCCGACGGUCAAGACACAAGGCUUUACCUCAAUGGCACGGGGAAUGCGGUGCCAUUAGCCGUGGCAGUGGCUCUUGCGAAAGAGGAAGGGCUAACCAACUUCGUGUGGCCUGAAAGUCUGGCGAAUUCGGAGGUGAGGAUUGUGGGUGUCCGUGCGUGCGGCGAUUUGGUGCGCACCUGUCAGAAAUGGAAGGACCAAGGUCAAUGUCUUCCAGGUGCUACACAUCAAGCCUAUAUGGAGGACUUCUGCAAAGCCACCUGUGGAAUUUGCGACAAGGCUGUGCCAGAGGCAGAGAUCACUGAUGCAGGUCCCGAGGCUGUCACCGUGAUGCGCUCCUACUUCACCCUGCAGGCCUAUUGCUGCACCGCAGGUCAGGGUGGUCAGAGAGCCAAAGUUCAAGCUCUAGACAGCUCCUGGAAGCGUUUCGUCGGAGAGUUGGUGUCCAUCAUCGCAGCCAAGAACGACUUUGGGGGCGUGCGCAUUUUCUACAGCGGCUAUGGCAUCGAAACCUACGAGAGUCUGGCCGCAGUGGCCAGUGACGCGAAAUUUGCCGUGAUGUCCUACGCCUUCGUAAUGAUCUACGCCACGCUGCACACCCGCAGUCCGUUCCUGGCCUUGGUCGGGCUCUUCCUGGUGAUGCUCUCCAUCCCAGCCACGCUGGCGGUCUUCGUCUUGGUCUCUGGAUCCGGGGAAUUCAGUUUGAUGAUGUGUCUCAGUGUCUUCAUCGUUAUUGGAGUUGGCUCUGACAUGCUCUUUGUCUACACGGACUUCUACAAGCAAUCUUUGUUGUUUUCCAGGGAGCCGGUCGACAGAUUGAAGUUCACAUACAUGCAGGCUGCCAGUAGUACAGCGGCCACCACCUUCACCACGGCCAUGUCCUUCUUUGCGAACUUGGCUUCGGUGCUGCGACCGCUGAGGGAGUUCGGAUUCUUCAUGGGCGUCUGCGUCACCUUAGCCUGGCUGAUUGUGUUCCUGGCCUAUCCAUCAACCCUGGUCAUUGGUGAGCGCUUACACACCUGUUGCAGGCGUUGCAUCCUGGCGGAGACGUCGACGUCGUCGACGUCGUCGUCGCGGAAGUCGGUGGCGCAGCAGGCGAAACGGAAGAGUAUGGUGAUGUUGGCCGACGCCUUAGACCCCAGCAAGAAAGGCGUGGGAGCCGCGCAGGCAGGUGGCUGCCUCGGGGAUCUCAUGCCCAAGGCCAUCGAAAGGUUCAAGUACCCCUUGGUGCUUCUAUUCUUGGGCAUCACCGGGUUGCAAGCCUAUUUGGCGGUCUCCAAUAUGGAACAAGCUACUGGGAUCCCGCAGACCUUUCCCGAUUGGCACAACCAGGAGGCGGGUAAGAAAUAUGAGGAUCUUUUUGCACCGUUCGAAUGGCGCACCAUCGAUAGGAACACCUACCCAGAGUACUUCCUGAAAUGUUCCAAGCUGUUCCGCGCGUGUCCGUUCCAUCGUUGCGAAACCCAUGGCGAUCGCGUGGGAAACCUCUCCAGUUGCGAAUGCUUCUCACAUGAUUCGACGGCAGUACCUUCUGCCGACUGCACCAACUAUCAGGUGCAGACACGUGUUGUCGGCCGCGAUGGUUUGGAAACGCAACACUUCUUGUCCAGCGACUUAGAAGAGCAUCUGCAAAAGCUGUUCCCAGGAGGAACACUUCAAGUUUCAGCGAGAGCUUCGGCCUCGGUGUUGGAAACCCUUCACUGGGACACUGGGCAAGAAGACCUGAAAGUCAUGCUGCAGGUGCCAGAUGUCGUGGUGAUCAAUGCGAACGCUGCGAACGCUGCGACUUGUUUGAUGCAAGAGAUCUGCUACUGCGGAGUGCAACCCUGCGAAAGCUCAGACAGAGGAGCUUCUUUGGGCCACGUUCGCUUGGAUGGUGCGUCGCAGGCCUUGUCAGCACGGCGCCUGGCGGUGACCACCACCUCUGAACCCCUUCUGCCACCCGAGGUGCAAGCAGAUGUGUUGGUGGUCUUUGGCAUGGUGGUGACUGGCACAAAUCCGCUGCUCGGCGUGUCCAAGGACGAGCCUUACGGCUUUUCCAGCGACUUUCGCUUGGAGGAUCCCUGGGCACAGCGCCGGAGUUUGGAUCUCUGUGUGAACCCUCCCGAGGAGUUGAAGAUCAUCAGCUUGAACUGUUGGUUGGUGGGUUUCCGCAGUUGGUGGAUCGCCCAAAACGAAGAAUGGCCGGUGCGACCCAACAAGGAUUUCCAUGCGCAGGCCUAUAGCUAUGCUCAGAGAAUGAAGACUGGAAGCUUCCAGACGACUGAUUUCCUGUGGUUUGACGACAAUCGCAAGCUGAUCGCGAUGUAUGUUCAGGCCUACACCAAUGUGAAUCGCUUGGGUGGUUCCGCAGUUGGUCUGGAUGCGAUGAAGAAAUGGGACCGUUUUCUGGCAGAAUUCAACAGUCAGGCGGAAGCCUCGAUCAAGGGCGCCUGGCACGCCUCGAGGCUGUGGAGUAUGAGCGAAGCCGAGAAGGUGAUCUUGGAUUCCACGUUGAUCACGUUAUGCAUCUCUCUGGGCUGCGUCUUCUUGGGCGUCUUGGUCUUCACACGUUCCACGCACCUGGCCAUCAUCGUGAUGACCAUCGUGAUGACCAUCGUCAUUGGCCUGCUAUUCUUCAUGGUCAUUAUCAUGAAGUGGUCCAUCGGCGCCAUCGAAGUUCUCUCGCUGAUUGUCUUCGUGGGCUUUGCCGUGGACUACUGUUUGCAUCUGUCGCACAAGUACCAUUCGUGUCAUAUCACGGAUGUAGAGGAGAUUGAUGAAGUCGAAGAAGAGGAGGUUCCGGAGAACGAAACCAUGGCGCAGCGGAUUGGCAGGAAGAGUAUGUCCAUGGCAGGUGCCGUGGCCAAACCUGGCGGCACCAAGCGUGUGAGCAUGAAGAUCUCCGAUGCCCCGGCCGCUAAGGCGACCACCGAGAAGAACAAGAAGGUCCUCUCGAAGAACCGGAGUGCCGAACGCUUUGAACGCUCCAAAUAUGCCUUGGAACGCAUCGGGGGGUCCAUUGUGGGAUCUGCUUUGACGACCAUUGGCUCUGCAUGUUUCCUCUUGCCCUGCACGAUGCAUGUCUUCUUCAAGCUGGGAGCUGUUGUCUGCGGGGUGACGAUCUACGCGGUGAUCUUCUCGUUGAUUCCGCUGCCGGCGGUGCUGAUGUGCUUUGGACCUUGCGGUCACGACUUCCGAUCGAUCCUGGAACUCCUUGGGCGUGCUGCUCAGAACAUCAUGCCGGAAGAUGACGAUGAGGAAGACGAAGAGGAGAUGCUCUCGGUGCAUCCGGUGGCCGAAGUCGAGCACCGACGCUACGUGCUGAAUAUGCCCAGCAAGGGAAUGGGCCAAGUGGGAGACUCCACGCACUUUCAGCCCACGCGCACCAGAAUCGCCGUCCAUGGCUGACGCGUUUCUGACGCUUCUCACGUGAGGUGUACAAAGCUGGAGUUGCUGCGCCGUCAAGCUAGUUGGAUAGUACCCGG